UUCCCCUCCAUUCCCUUCCUUCCUCCUCAUCCAGCACAGGGAGCUCCACUCAAAGCUUGAGCUUUAUUUUUUCUUGUUUUGUUUUAUUUUCUUGGUAGGAGUAACAAUAGUUCCUGGCUGCCUGCCUUCCUCCCUAUCCUAGGAGCAGGAGGAGAGAAAUCCAGAGGCAAAAGCUUCAGGGUUUGUAUAAAUUCUAGAUCUAAUCGACUAACCAGAAAAAAAACAAAAAGAAAGCGAGAAAGCAUGAGUCACUUCGCCGCCACCAUGAAGAGCCCCGUAGCCGUCGCGGCGCCGGUCGCCGCCGCUGCCGGCGACGCCAAGAGCCCUCUCUUCUGCCCCAAGCCGCGGCGCCCCGUGGCGCCUCUCCGGUGCCACCAGAGCGGCGGGUUCUCCGACGCCGGCAUGGAUCUGCUCGACCUCCUCCUCUCAAAGGGAGAGGAGAGCGGUCUGUCGGCGGCGUCCCCGCAGCCGCCGCUGUUCUGCGGCUCGCCACCGCGGCGAGCGUCGAAUCCGGUGGUCCACGACAGCCGGUUCGGCAUGGACUGCCCGGCCAUGCCCAUGCCCAUGCCCAUGCCGGGACUGCCGGUGGUGGCCGCCGCCGCCCCAGUGGCCGUCCAGCGGCCGACCCCGCGCCCGUCAGUGGCGGCGGCGCCGUCCAUGUCGCCGCGCGGCGGGGCCGGCGGGUGCGCCCGCGCCCGGUUCGCGUUCCAGCCCGCCGCGGUCCGCGUCGAGGGUUUUGACUGCCUCGACCGCAGUCGCGGUGGCCGCGGCCAUGGCAUCACCGCCAUGGCCUAGAUGCACAUACAACACCCCAAGUAACCCUGAGACCCCUCCUUCCCCCCUCUAUCCAUGGCGCAAAAAAAAAAGCCAUCCUUGGCUUGGUUGGAGGAGAGGGGAAGGGGAAAAUUGAGAGGAUCAAUUCGUCCUAAAUUUUAACCCCCCCCUAAAAACUACUACUUUAUAUAAAUCCGUCCCAUCCAUCCAUCUUCCACCAAACCAACCAAUCCAUCCCACAAUCAUAAUGAGUUUAGGUAAUUUUACCACAGAUCUUUUUUGUAUGUAAAUAAAGUUUCAGGUUCAGGCUCGUCAUCAUGUAAAUUCGGGAGCACUACUACUAGCUGGGGAAGGGAAUGAAAUUGGGUAGAAAUUAGAGGGAGGAGCAGGGACAACAAAGAAGAAGAAUGCCCCUCUUGGAUCAAUCAAGAUUUCCUCAUCUGUCCCUGCCUCUUGUCUCUGGGAGGAGGAUUGGUUUAGUGAUUGGAUUAGGUGGGAGGGAGGUUGGGAUUAGUUAGGUAAUCUGUCGUAGUUUCAUCAAUCAAUGAUGCUUUUUCUUUUUGGUUUUUGAUGAUGAUGGAAAUUGUUUUUUGUCCGUCCGUCCGUCCAUGCAACCAAGAAAUUUCUUUGUCCCAAGGCCAUGGAGAAUCUGUACAAAAGAGUGGCUACCUACAAGAGGAGAGAGUUGAGUUUGUCUGAGAGCAGAAGCAGAAGCUAGGUUUAAGUCAGUCGGUCAGCCAGUCAGUGGAUGAGCUGAGAGAGACAUUCAUUCACAUGCUGAGACUGAGAGGGUUAUUAUUUGUGAUAUUUUUCUCUUCUUUUUUUUUUCCUGAUUUUGUAUAUUGUAAUAUCCAGCUGGAUUUCCAAUGAAUCAACCUGUAUAAUACCAGUAUUAAUUAUGAAUCAUGCUACAUGAAUGAGUGAAUGAAUGAUUAUCUUCA
Sorghum bicolor (sorghum) is the source of this 1715-nucleotide messenger RNA. RefSeq names its product translation initiation factor IF-2. Lineage: Eukaryota; Viridiplantae; Streptophyta; Magnoliopsida; Poales; Poaceae. The transcript has 3 exons. Bases 244 to 795 code for a protein of 183 amino acids. The record is from RefSeq and is a predicted model, not a curated record.